AUGUAUACACCAAGUGCGGAAACACAGAGGGCUAUGCUAGAAAUACCACUCGAAUCUAACGACGAUUUACAGGUUAUUAGUUCACAGACAGUCACACAAAUAUUCGAGCAUAAUCCCCGCGUUAUCAAUAUAGAAAAAACCAAAUCUCUACAUUAUGAUUACACCAUUAAACCGGGUAGUUUCCCUGUCAAUAACAAGGGGCCUAUUGGGGUUAAUAUUGGUAGUAUUCAGAAAGAAAUAUUGAAACCAGGAAAAACAAUUAAUUCAACAAAUUCAGAAACAGGACACUCAAAUUCUCAAAUUAACACACAAUAUAUGUAUAAUCCACCUAAAUACGACAUAACACAAGUGACAUCUAGUGUAAAAGAAGUAUUGCACCAUCCAUCAUCGCAAGAGAAUAAUGUACCUGCAGGCAUAUUUGAUAACGUAGCACCUAUUAAUCAACUCAUAAAAGAUAGAGAUACUAUUUCAUUUCCAUGGUUUCAAGGAAAACAGAAAGAUGUUCUUUGGCCUAAUAGAGAAACUAGCUCUAUGCAUCAUACUAAUAUUGCUGAACAUAGUUAUAACGUUGGAUAUGGUAUAUAUGACGAUACAAAGAAUAAUAAAUAUGAGACUAAUACAUUUAAUACAUGGUUCAACGAACAAGCGAAACUGUUCCCAGAAUUGAAACAACCAGGAUCUAGUGACAUUAUAAAUAUUUCUAUGCUAAAAAAAGAAAUCUUGAAAAUUAUUGAACAAAAUAACAUGAUCAUUGGUGAGGACAGUCUGGUGCGAGAUUUAAAUGGAGCAUUAGUUGAUAUGAGAAACAUGAAGCUUCGUCGAAUCGUUAUUGAAGAGAAAACGGUUACUGACUAUAAUGGUCCCUUGUUAAGUUUAGACGGAAUAAUGAUUACACUUGUGUAUCCUCCAAGAAUAUUGGGCAUAAUUCCAUUGAGAAAAACAUAUUUUUCUGAGGAAGUAAACAAAAUUUCACAGUCCCUUGAUGCAUCACAGCUACAUGACUCACCGAAGCCAGUUCAAUCAACACAAUUACUUCAAUCUACAGUAUCGAAAAAAAUUGAAACAUCACAAUCUGUACAGUCAUCUAAACCAGUUGAACAUACCAAAAUCGUUGUAAAUAAAGUAUCACAUAAUUGUGAAGGAUCUAUCUGCAACGAAGGAUCUUUAAAUGAGCUGCCUGCUAGCGGAAUUAUUACAGAAAAGACUAAAUCAACAACAGUAGUUAAUAGUCAAACUAGUAGUCAAAAUAUAGAAAACAAAAAUGAAAAUGCGAACCUGUUACAAAAGAGAAAGAAACAAGACACGAAAUUACAGAUGAGAAAACAGUCGAAAAAUGAUGAUUCACCGUUUAAAUUUGUAGCAAACAUGCUAGACACAUACAAAUUAAUGCCUAUUGAUCAGAUAUCCAAACUGGUGAAUAAUUUUAUUAGUCCUUUUACUACUAUAAUGAACCAGUCUUCUGCCACUAAAGAAGAAACCCAUGAGAAAAUUGGGGAAGAUGACUAUCCUGAUUUUAGAAUAAUUGGUGGGCACGCAGCAACAGCUAGUGGAGCACCAUUAAUUACAAGAGGAAGAUCUGGAUCCUUCGGAGUUAAAUUUUAA
Messenger RNA from Achroia grisella, 1602 nucleotides. RefSeq lists its product as uncharacterized. The transcript has a single exon. The record is from RefSeq and is a predicted model, not a curated record. The coding region runs from base 1 to 1602 and encodes 533 amino acids. Lineage: Eukaryota; Metazoa; Arthropoda; Insecta; Lepidoptera; Pyralidae.